CAUGCACCAAAAAGCUGUGUGAUUAUUGGAUGAUGCUGUCCUCUUUCACGCAUGCGAAUGGAUGCAACCUUUUUGUGGUCCUUUUUGUUUCACAGCAGAGACACCGGUUUUUUUUUUCGUUUUGGCUGUUCAUUUUAAGUGAUUUAGGGUCCGCGAAUCUAUGGCCAGCGCAUAUACAUAUGCUAAUUGAUGGAGGAGGCAUGGCUCGGAAUUAUAGAUUUUCGUCCAAUUGUUGAUACUGCGCUUGUGUGUUCCGAACUGCGGAGUUCCCUUCUAUAGGGUUGGGCGAUCUGGUAAACACCUGGCUAAUGCACAUGUUUAAAACUUGGAUUGAUGGCUGCAGGGACGUCAAGGCCGGGAAUAUCAAAUGUGAUGCACGCUGUCCUUUGGUCGAAAAAAAGUCAUAGUAGCUGAGAGUAGAGAAAGUGGAACGACCCACGGGAUGUUGGUUCGUUCUCGGGGGUGGAGUGGUGUAUUUAAGUCAUUGUUUUCUCUAGUCGAGCUAGGCACGAGGGCACAAAGACACUUGGACGUAGUUAGCUAUUAUAGACAGCAAACUGCCGUAAAUGGGAAUCAAUGGGGCAAAGGACAAGAGAAUUGUGGUUUUAUGUCCAGCCUAAAGAGUACAUGUAAUUAUGUACAGGUCUGAUAUCAAACCAAGGUCAGUCCUCUGCUAAACCGCGCUAAACCGCUUGUGGCCAGUUCAAACAGCUGCACCCAAGCCUCAUCCUCCGUCGCCCGCAUCCACUUUCACUUCCCUCUCUCUCCAUCGCCGUCCUUCAUCUUCAACUUCAUCUUCAGCUUCGUCUCUUCUUCAUCGCUUCUCUCCCCGCCUCUGGCGCCCCUUCGUCACCCUCCGCUGUCACCUAUCCCAUCUCUUCAGCCUACUCCUCAUAUCAACGCCUCCUCUUCUUUUCCAUUCCCUUUUGUCUCCCUUCUUAGUAAUUGGGCCCUCCCAAGUUAGCCCAUUUCUUUGACCUCCACCACCACCCCUGACUGGUUCUUCUCUUCUUCGUCUCACAUCUUCCACGCCUAGUUAAAAUACUUGUUUUGCUCCCCCGAGCGAGCCUCACUCUAUUUGUCCCUGAGACCACCACCCCCCUUUUAGAGUUCCUUCACGCCCAGUGUCUCGACGACAUCUUUAUCUCCUCUUUUUCACCAACUCCUGGUCUUUCUCGAUAGAUUUUUAAUAAACUGGAUAUGUUUCUGUGAAGAUUUCUCCGCCAUUUCUCCGCCCUUACUCUACUUUUAUUACACUACACGGCUACGAAUCUUCCUUACUUAAAACGAAAUCUGUAUAAUUACGACCUCAUUGCACAGACCUCCGUUAGUGCUCUUCCCGUUCGACUUGUUGAAAACGACGAUUCGAUAUCGACUCGUUCGUUCCUUCAACUUAACAUCUUCGAUUCAGUUCAUUUAUUCCUCACAAUUCUCUAUAACACCUUGAAAGGCCAUUUGCCAAUAUACCUGCGACUCGCCCUUCCGACACAACACAACCUUAGCUUAUUUCCGCCGCAGUUUGAAUUGCUCGUCAUCAAGUGCUGGAGGUUUAUAAUCGAGAUAUUUACAUCCUCUUCAAUACCAGCUUUAAUAGACACUUGGAUCGAAGGAUCCGUUUCGGAUUUCAACGAGAUCUGCAGGCCUAAUAUAUUGUCUAUGAUCUUCUCCACCCUUCGAGAUCCUCCCGUUUCUAUUCUAUCCAACCCUUGGCAGCCCUAUUCUUCUCAGAGAGAAGUUAUAGAUUUUGAAAGUAACCUUCUAUCCUGGCAUAAGACAUCUUAAUCUAUAAUGACUCCUUCAUCGAGGCCUGAUGGCCACCUCAACCUCAACUAUCUUCCUGUUUCACAACCAAUGUCCGGUACUUCAACGGGAAGCUCGUCGCCAAAUGAACAACCGGGUUCAAGUUCUAUGAAGUCUUCCUUUGGAGGUUCAAAUGGGUUAAACAGCACUGGAGGAGCUCUUGGAAGCGCCAGAAUGGGGGCUGGUUCCCCUUCUCAUGAUCUUGGCGCUCGUUUGUUCUCCAAGAGAGCUCGAGAGAUUCAGGCUCAAGAAGGUCUUGCUCCAAAUAUCUGGGGACCUCCAACCAGUGGCAACUCGACGCCUCUUCGCGAGAACAUACCGGAAUCCCCAAGCCAGGAUGAAUUCCCGGACUUGGCGCCUGCGCCCGAGAGCAGCCUCACUAGCCCUGCCCGUCGAACGAGAGCGGGGACAGUUCCUUCCCGUUUCUCUCCAGUUGGCACACUGAACGGUGUUGGCCCUCAGUCGUUCACCUCAAAAACAUCCAGACCCACGCCUUCAACAAGCCCGUUCCGCCCUCAUGCCGUGGCAGGGAUAGACUCCUCUAGCAGACCGCCUGCCCCUGGAAGCGGAAGCAAUACAGCCUUGCUUUCACGCCUUCGUGCCGGGUCCAUGCCACAACGUACAAGUGUGCUUGAUGGUUCGAAUCCGUUUGGGCCUUCUUUAUUUUCCACCAACUGGUCGUCAGGUAGGGAGAGAGCAACUACUUUAACGAGCAUCAGAUCAUCCGAGGGGCCCACGUCACCAGCGCAGUCGUCGUUUUCAAGAGAUGGGCUCGCGGAUGCGGACGUUAAGACCUUGGACUACCUUGGGCUUGCUGAAACUCCACAGCAAGCCCGAGUACAACUUGUCCGCCCAUCCGUCGACCAGCUCAUGCAACAACAACAACAGCAACAACAGCAGCAGCAGCAACAAACAUCAUCCUUACCUCCCCUUCUUGCUGACCUAGUAAUGAUAAAUAAAAAUUCCAAUCGGUUCCGCUCCUACUCUGUAAAUGCCAAGGAGAAAUACGCCGAAGACGACGAGGAUCAAUAUGAACUUCCGUAUCCGGGUGUUCCAUCGGGGUCGAUAACACCUUCAGCCGCUGCAACUGCUGCCCAGUUAGCUGCGACCCAGGCACAGAUUCAUCAACACAACUUAGCCGUGCAAGCAUUUGCCAACCAUGCAUCUGUGAGCCGCCCACGCCCACGUGCCCGUACUGCCGGCGUUUUGGAUACUCCUCCUCAGCGCUCAUCGAUCCGCAACUACCUUGCGACUCCGUCUAGACUUGAUAACAGCCUUAGCAUUGCAGACUUACGUAUUUCGGAGACUGCCGAAUAUGACGAUCUCCCAGAAGCAGUUCAGGUGUUGCAACUGGGCGGAAUGCAAAGCUUGCGACAAGGCCAGGAAAUGGUGGAUGAAACUAAUCUAGACGGUCCUACCAGAGCAUUGUGGAUUGGUAGCAUUCCAGUCUCAACAACAGUGACUUCUCUGGACGCUAUCUUCAAUGUGUAUGGCAAAAUCGAGUCGACAAGGGUUCUGACCCACAAGAACUGCGGAUUCGUUAAUUUCGAACGUGUAGAAAGUGCUAUUCAAGCCAAUUCCCUUCUGAAUGGCAAAGAAAUAUUUCCAGGUGCUGGACCCGUCCGGAUCGGCUAUGCGAAGGUGCCAGGGACAUCUGGUACGGGUACUCCCGGCCAAAAUGGUGACCACCAAUCGCCCACUCCUGACCCAACUUCCAGCGGCUUAGGUCGGGGUGGAACUAAUUCAGGUGGACAAGAUGGGACUUCCGGAACGGACCAAGCAAACGGACCUGCUCCCAACACACCAACUAUUCCACAGUUGGUUGAAUUGCAACCAGAAAUGACCCAAAUCGUUGCCGAAUUUGAUGCAUCCGAAGAAGAAUGUCAAAAUAUUACAGCGAGCAUUCAGCGAGCUGUGGUUUUCAAGUCAUUUGUCGAUGAAAUUCCUCCGAUUCCAGAACCAAGUCAAACUCGGGUCCAUGACGCCCCUAGACUCCGGGAUAUUCGAAAGCGGAUUGACAAUGGGACUCUUGCAGUGAAUGAAAUCGAGGAGACAGCAAUCGGGAUGCUUCCUGAGAUUGCUGAAUUGUCUUCCGAUUAUCUUGGCAACACGGUUGUCCAGAAGCUGUUCGAAUAUUGCUCAGAACCCACCAAAGAAAAGAUGUUGGCUGAAAUCGCUCCUCACCUUGCUGAAAUUGGUGUACACAAGAAUGGAACCUGGGCUGCACAGAAGAUUAUCGACGUUGCCAAGGACUCGACGCAGAAACAGAUGAUUGUAGAAAGUCUUCGUCCAUACACUGUGCCGCUGUUUUUAGAUCAAUAUGGCAACUACGUGCUGCAAUGUUGUUUGCGCUUUGGUCCUCCUUAUACCGACUUUAUUUUCGAAUCUAUGCUCAGUCGGAUGUGGGAGAUCGCCCAAGGCAGAUUUGGUGCCCGCGCUAUGCGGGCUUGUUUGGAGAGUCACCAUGCAACGAAGGACCAACAGCGAAUGCUAGCCGCAGCUAUCGCCCUACAUAGCGUCCAGUUGGCGACAAAUGCAAACGGUGCUCUCUUACUUACUUGGUUCCUCGAUACAUGCACGUUUCCACGUCGACGAACUGUUCUCGCCCCGCGCCUUGUUCCCCAUCUUGUCCAUCUUUGCACUCACAAAGUUGCGUAUUUGACGGUACUCAAGGUUAUUAACCAGAGGAACGAACCCGAAGCUCGCGAAACAGUACUAAAAGCUCUGUUCUACAGUUCUGGAGAUGAAACUUUGGAGAAAAUCCUCAGCGACCAGACAUCUGGCGCGACAUUAAUAUUUAAAGUUCUUACAACACCCUUCUUUGACGAGAGCAUGCGCGGCGAAGUCGUCAAGACUGUCGCAAAAGUACUAACGAAAUUGAAGACUACACCAAGCCAAGGCUAUAAACGACUUAUGGACGAGGUUGGACUGUCCUCCCGGGGCGGAGGAAACUCUCGGGAUAAUCAUCAUUCCAGGGACAACCAAAACGCCCAAAAUCCUAAUAAUGAAAAGAAUCAACACCGACCCUUAUCAUCUAGACAAACGAGCGCCAACAGUUACAAUUCUCAGUCGCAACCAGAGAGACAAUACAGUGGACAGUUUGCAACAGGACUACAGCCUCAGCAGUCCUUUGAUUCCCCAACUACAAUGGCACGAUCUAUUUCAUCGGAGCAGACUCUUCCUCCUUAUGACAUUUACGGGAUGGGUGGAGUGAAUGGUGUCAACGGACUCGUGAAUUUGUCUUCUAUGAGCAACAAUCACCCGUUUCCCCAGGAAUCAGUCCUCCCCAUCAAUCAGCAACAGCUCCAAUACCACGCAUUCCUCGCCUCGCAACCCCGUGGUAUGUCUCCUGGUGGAUUUUAUGCCCCUCAGAUGGCAGGGGCGAGCUUCAAUGGCUUCCCGUCUGCUCCAGCUGCUCUGGACAGCUUUCGAACCAUGCAGUCGCACUCGUCGCCCCUCCCCGGGCCUCCUCCGCAGAUAAGCGCAAGUCCAAUGCUUCAUCAGCCCCCAUUUGCUCCUCCUCCGUUCAACCAGGCUGUGAAUAAUGCUCAGAUGUAUCCAUCCUACCCCCAACAGUUCUACCAAUCCCAAGCCGCCCAGGUUCCACCGCCUGGCGGACGCCGUGGACGUAGAUGAAGCAAAAGAGAUUGUGCAAAAAGGAAGAAUGAAGAAUAUGUCGGGAUUCUGUUUUGGAGGAGUUCUUAGUUCAUCUCCCCUUUUCCCUUAUCUUCCCCUGCUCUUCCUCCCAACCUUUUUUUUUUUUUUUUUUUUUUUUUGCAUCUGUAAAAUUUUUCUGGUACCAGAGAUCACCCUCUUUCCCUUGAGAUAUAUGAGAUGGCUUGCAAAAGAAAAACGAAAAAAAAGCUAUGAGAUCUCUCGCCAACCCUUCCCUUCAAUGCUGGAUCGUUGAGGGCUGUAAGAUGACGACUCGGGUCUGCAGGGUGAAACUGUUUUUUUCCUUUCAGUUGGUCCCCCUACAGUUGCCAUUUGCGCAUCCUCGUCUCCCCUAAAAAGAUAUUUGUAUGGUGUUACUGUGCUUGUAUUCUCUUUAUUUUUCUUUCAAAGCAUCCUUUCCUGUUUUUUUUCUUUCUUUUUGUAUUCCUUUUACUUUUUCGCUCUUCUCUUCUUAAAUAUAUUAUUAUCUUACCUUCUUCUUCCCUGUUUUUGAUUCUUAAAACCCAACUCACAAAUUACCAAAUCCUCAGAAGAAUACCUUUUUUUCUCAGAAGUUUCUCUUAUUGAAAAGAUACGACUGUUUCCUUGUCAAAUUACAUCAGCAACGUUUCUUUCCCUUUUUCCUGUUUGUUAUGGGCUCAAAACUUACUCGUGUACUGUCUCUGCCAUUAUAUCGCGUUCUACUUAUUUUUCCCAUGCUCUGUGUGUGUGUGUGUGUGUGCAUGUAUGUAUGUGUGUAGAAGGAGGAGAGAGAGAGGAUGUUGUUUACUUCUAUCUAUUUUUAUGUAUCUGCUUAUAUAUUUAUUACUUUAUUUAACUUUGUUUUGCAUAUUUUCCUUGUCCUCUCUUGAGACAAAGUUAUCUUCUCUACAUGUCAGAUCUGUGUUAACAACAAACAACUGAUCUUUGUUUCAAAAGGUACUUCUUUUUUCUUUUUCCUUGUACCUUUUCUCUCUCUUUUUUUAUCUUCGGGGCCGCUUAACUUUCUUCUUAUUACGUUUCUAAUACAUACUGAUUCUACAUUUCUAUGUUUUCACCUCUUUUAUUCCUUUCUAGGCUCAGAUUAAACAAUAUCCAGUGGGUAUGUAAGAGCAGGUUAGUGGCAUCAUCUGUGUGUGUGUGUGUGUGUGUGUGUGUGUGUGUUCAUGAGGAUUUUCAGACAGGCAUGCCUAGCACUAACCUGUAUGAUAUGUAUGAAACACAAUACGGCAGAUAAAAGAGCUUAUCAGUUUUAAGUACUUUUGCGUGUUUGUAGUGCUCUUCUGUAUGUAGCUUGCUCUUUUAUUGCUUGCCUCUUAUAACGAAUUUCAGGUCUCUUUUUGAAUGGAAAAAUUCCAGUUCUUUUUCUCUCUCAACUCAUAAUUAUCUUCUCAGUUUUUUCUUCAAUAUUCUCUUUUUUGCCUCAACUUCAUUGGCUUUGUUUAACAGUUUCAUAGGUUAGAGUUACUUCCUUUCAUUUUUCAAUUUAAUUUUAACCUUUUUGAUUGCUCAAUUUGCUGUAUUUGUAACAACACUUCUCCCUUUCUCACCACCUCAAUAGUAUAUGUAUGUGAACAAUCAAAAACUAAGGAGUUGAAAAUCACAACGAAGACAUUAAGAGUCGUG
Messenger RNA from Blastomyces gilchristii SLH14081, 7080 nucleotides. RefSeq names its product pumilio-family RNA binding repeat-containing protein, variant. The transcript has 3 exons. Gene Ontology annotation, molecular function: RNA binding. The record is from RefSeq and is a predicted model, not a curated record. The coding region runs from base 1789 to 5436 and encodes 1215 amino acids. Lineage: Eukaryota; Fungi; Ascomycota; Eurotiomycetes; Onygenales; Ajellomycetaceae.